UUCAUCUAAACUGCUCAGCCUUCUUUGGUCCGACUAUCACUUCGGCUAGUGCUACGUGCAUGAUAGCUACCUACAUAAGCCCUACCUCGUAACUGGAAGAGGGAGCUGCGUGUUGUGACUAGAGUGCCAAGCAUUUGGGGAAUAUUAUCCUGAAGGCUCUGCCAUGACAAACUGAACAGCUUUCAACCAUCAUUACGGUCCUAUUGCCCUCCCAGCCUAAAGAGGCCAGGGCUGAAUCCACUAACAGUGUGAGAAGACACCACUUUAAAUGGGAUACAACACUAGCUGUAGAAGAUAUCUUAAUUGUCUCCAGGAAAACACGUUGUAGCCCCACACUAGUGCAUCAAUGGAUGAGGAAGCUGAGAGCCCUCUCCCUGGUACAGAGCCUGUGGAAGAAGAUGUGGAACAAAGCAUAGAGAGCAAGAGCGAGGCAGACACCACAUCUGAGGCGACCCCAGCACCCUCAGACCCUCUAAAUGCUAAAGAAGACCUGAGCCCUGAUCCUCUAGAGGAAACGCAAGCAGAAGUCGAAGAGGAGGCUAAAGCUGCUGGUGGUGAACCUCCUGUUGACUGGUUUGAGCCACUUGAGGAUGAUGAUGAUGUCAAUAGUAGGAAUGAUCCAGAGGAAGACAGCCUGGCAGGAGAAAGUGAAAGGAGCGAGAGCAUCGCAGGCAGUGAGAAGACCUCCAAAAGGACAUAUCAACUUAAGAUGCCUCGGCGCAAGCGAACAAUUCCUGAUGAGGGAUGGGUUGACUGCUCUGUACUCGGAGAGGGCUGGAAACGCAAAGAGGUUGUUCGACGCUCAGGCUCCAGCAUCGGCCAGAAGGAUGUGUAUUACCUAAGUCCACGGGGUGAUCGUGUGAGAAGCCGAGUAGAACUGACCUCAGUGCUGGAGGGAAUACUUGACUUGUCAAACUUUGAAUAUAAGACGGGCAAGUUCCUCACAGGUGAAGCACCACCCAUAAGAGUUCGACACAGGGGGAAGAGAAAGGUCCGGGAGCGUUCUUCCUCAGAGUCCAGUUGGAUGGAGAGAGGAGAGGGCGCAGAUACUCCGGACUCCCACCACAGACUCACCCCAAACCUCACACCCAAAAUUGCCUUGUCCAACCAGAUGAGUGUGUCCUCGAACAGUGCAGUGGGAACUCCAAAUCCAAGGUCUCACACCGAGGAGCCUUCUACAGAAGAUAGAAUUAAACUGCCUUUUCCCUCGUCGUCGAGACUGCUUCCACUUCCAUCCAUAAAUGGGGCAAUUGGGUCGGAAGACAGCAUUCUCGUCUGUGCCAGAUGUGGGAUUUCCUUCACAGGCACUUGGUACGACAAACAAAGGAAGAGGCCCUGCUGUCCCACCUGUUGGGCAGCAUCAAAGAGUAAGGAGCAUCCGAUGAUUCGUUUCAGGAAGUGGAUUCCUUGUGGUCAGUGUGUGGGAUGUCACAACACAGCCAACUGUGGACAGUGUGCCAACUGUAAACAUGGACUACAGAGCCCAGAGUCCCGGAGACGGAUUUGCCGGAAGCGCAGAUGUAUAUGUCCUAUUCGGAAGGGUACUGGAAGCGGAAGCUUCAUCCCGCAGAGGCCUUACAAUGACAUUCCUGAAACGUUUGACGACAGUAUGAGUUACCAGAGUGAAGUUACAGACUCACAGCACCCAAGUCUUAAAAGCAGCGAUACAGAGAACGUCUCUUACAACGUGGACAUGGAAGAUGACGAAGACAUGUCAACAGAUGACGAUGAUGAUUGGCAUAAGAAGCGGAAACGUCGUUCUUGUGGCGAAUGCAAGGCCUGUCUCUGCAGGAAAGACUGCGGCACGUGUGAUUUCUGCAUAGACAAGCCUAAAUUCGGAGGCAGCAACAAGAAGAGGCAGAAGUGUCGUCUCCGUCAGUGUCAGAGGCAGGCGAUGAGACAUUUGUUGCCUUUCCAGAUGGGACAAAGUGACUACGGGCCAGAUGGUUCAGUGCAGCCGGGCAGAGCCAGACCUCGCUACACAUACACAUACAGCUGUAAGUCAGGCUUAAAGAAAGGCAGAGAGUCACAAAUGGACUUGGACUUCACUGACAAUGAAGAUGAAGACAGCAAUUUACCACCAAUGAACUGGAAUCCAGAGGCUGCGAGAGGCAGCAAGCAGUCUUACGACGAGAAUGUGAGAAAUCGCCAAUCAUCUAUGCAGCAGUUGAAUCAUUCAGAGUCUGGGGUGCGGAAUGGACUGUCUGACCGGACCCCUCACAUCAGCAACCAUAACAGCUCUCAACUAGACCAGCAAAGCAGAUGGGAUGCACACACAGGCAGAGAUGGUCAAAAGCAAGUUGAAGAAGACGAUGAAGAUGAAGAUGAGUUUCCAAUGAUUACACAGAUCUUCAGUUUAGCUGAUAACUCAGCUGGAGGUGGUGUCGACAUGGAAAACCAGCUUACCAAGUUACUACAGUCUUUACGCUCCUCUGUUCUGCCAAUCUUAUGGUACGCUAUAAUGGUGGAAGGCCCGCAGCUGCAGCUCAUCCAGUGUUCGAAGCAGUCCAACAUGACCGACACCAUGGUGCUGAUCGACCCGGGCUUCUUCUAUCAGGUCACCGUCCAGAAGCAGCCGCUGCUCCCCACCCACCCGUUGUACGACAGCUACCCAGCACGCCUAUCCUCAGUGACGGAGGUAGUCAACCUGCUUUUGGGUCUGGAGAAUUACGCUGUGUGUCAGGGAAUGCCCCCCAAAGGACCGUUAUUUCAUAAAGACCCUGUCAUACUGGAGCGGGCAUCGACGUGUGAUUUCUUGGUUAAGAAGAAUGUGAGCGUCUGCCAUAACUGCCGAGUGCAGCAGGGGCUUUAGCUUCAGCAAAGACAGAAAUUUAAAAAAAUUAUCACCACAGCGGAGUCCACUGAUUUUCUGGUGCAACUUUGUGCCAUUUUCUUCUUGUUUUUGUUUUGGUGACAAUAUGUAUGACAUUUUACAGACUUACCUCUGGACUGUAAUAGUAUGAUUUUUUAGGGGAAUCACCAAAGGCAUUCCAGGAGCUGUGACGUUAUAAUCCAGGUGUGUUUCUUCUCAGAUGUCUUUUAUUAUUGUAUGUUGGUCUAGGGCUUUUCUACUUGACUGUUAAGUGUCAGAGUUUGGGCAGUGUGAUGAAUAGAGCUGUGUGAUCGGUGUUCUGUUGGUUGAUCCGCACUCUUACUUGAGGAAUAUCCCUCAUCGUUAUUAAAGGUUUGAGUGAUCUUUUCCCCGUAAGUUUUGUUUCUCAGCCCUAAAUUAACCCACUGAUCUUUUCACCAGCAACACUGGCCGUUUUGAUGUUGUUCAAUCUACCUUUGUAAUUUGUAACAUACUCAGUGGUGUUUGCCAGCAAACUAAAAACAAGAUGUAUUUACAUCUUGCCCAGAUUUGCCAUUUUUUGUUAAAUUAUCACUAUACACUGUAGUUGCACUUUUUUUCAGUGUUUGCUUGAGAUGUAGCAUGUUGGUAUUAUUUUAAAAUGCCUAAUCUGUUCAUUUAGCAACAGUUUGAGUUAUCAUAGGAUUUACUAUUUUGCUUUGCAGUGCUGGACGAAAACUCCAUAUUAUUUAUGUGGUUAAAACAUUUGAUCCAUGAGUUAAUUAAAUAUGUAUUUCUCCCUACACUCCAAUUUCAAUAGACAGAAUACAAUACUAUAGGGAGUAUAUGGUAUAAAAAACAUACUGCACUCUAUAGGUAGUUUAAUUUCUGAAAGUUUUCAAUACUGAAUAGGACAGUAAAUAACACAGUAAAUGUGCGCUCACCCUCUUUAUUAUGACGGGCCGAAAUUAUUAGACCAAAUAGCAUACGGCUAAACCAGGAUUCAACCAGAACUGGCUCAAUAGGGGGACAUUCUUCAAACAACAGCUGUUGCUACUAUAACUGGACCUUUUUACCAGAGCAAUAGAAAACAACAACCACAACAAAUCAGGACAUCUGAGAUAAUGAGUGCCAGACGACAUGGAAAACACUAAUAGGCUUCUGAAAUCCAAACAUCAGUACUUGAACACUUGAAAAGUCUGCAAAAGAUGAAACGGUAUCAGCAGUUUAGCAAAGAAUAAGUAUCUCUUAGUAUUUCUGACCUGAUUUGAUGCACAUUUCGUGCUGUUUUUAAUAUUUUCAAAACAAAUUCUAUGUUUUUCAGAUUGUCACCGUUAAAGCUAAAUUACAGUCACUCUGAGCCAGUGUUGACAUAAAAAAACGUUGGGAUAGUUUUAGAAAUUACUGCUAUUCAGGUGUAACUUUAAAAAGCCAAUUAUCGUAGAUUAAUAAGAUUCACUACCCCCCAAAAAAGAUUAACUGAAUUUAUAUUUGAUGAUGCUUAGUGAACACUUCUUACUUAGUCUGGACGAUUUUAAAUAAAAACUCAAGUAAGAGCUUAGAAUGUCACACAUUGAUCAAGACUCUUGGGCUGUGGCGAAUGUUUUCCACACAGCAAGAAAUUGGUUAUGAUUUCCAGAUUCAGCAUGUUGAAAGAUUACGUUACUGAAAGCAGAACUUUUCUUAAUGUGCUUAUAGAAUGUAUUUCCCAGAAUAAUGUCCUCAAAAGAAAUUGGUGUUGUCGCCAAAAGUCCGUUUACUGAUGCCACAAAUCAGCUCGAUGAAAAUGUGUUAAACCUGCUUAAUCAAUGCCCUUCCAUUUUUGUUCUUGUCUAAUUAAACUUUAUGACAUAGAAUAUGAUUUAUUUUUGUUAUAUAUUCCUCAAGUAACUGUGAAAAUAUUUUGAAUUUUUGAGAUCAAUUAAUUAUUCCUAAAACUGUUAUGUGGUCUUGGAAUUAAAACACAUUUGAAGAACUUGCGCAGUUUUUCCACAUUUCCAGUUUUUGUUUUUCUGAACAAAGUAUGUAAUUAGCUUUUCUUGCUGCUGUGCUUUUUAUAAUAUUAAGCAAAUAUGUCUAAAGCAUGACCUGAAGAGAAGGUUUUGUUAACUGGCACAGAAACAAUGACAGUCUGAGAUUUUACAUUUAGUUAUACACAGCUCAUGUGUUUGUUGUUGGAUGAAUUAUUGAUUUUGUUAUUGAGAGUUGUUUCAGUGGAAACCACAGCUAAUGCUUUUAAAUUAAGUCAAGCUGAUACUUAAUAUUACUCAAGAGAUUCUAGUCUGUUUUCCACCGUCUCUAUUCUGAUGCGUCGAGACUCAUUUUUUCGAUUUGCAGUAGCCUGCAGUAUAGAUAUAAACAUCUGUUAUGUAUUGGUGCUAAAAUUAAAAAAAAGAAUUUAUUUGAACCCAAAUUAUGCUUUAUAUUGUAAAAAUGAAGGUGUAUUCUCUCA
Molecule: messenger RNA, 5243 nt
Organism: Acanthochromis polyacanthus (spiny chromis)
Lineage: Eukaryota; Metazoa; Chordata; Actinopteri; Pomacentridae
Gene: mbd1b
Product: methyl-CpG binding domain protein 1b
Exons: 17
Coding region: 347-2812 (821 amino acids)
Molecular function (GO): DNA binding; zinc ion binding
Source: RefSeq, a predicted model, not a curated record